UGGAAAAACUUGAUUGACAAGAAGUGGAAUGAUACCAAUUGGCUGGUAAACUUUUCUUAUGUUUGUUUGUUGUUGACAAUUACCUUGUCUUCCUAAUAUAUAUAUUUUUCUAUUGGAACUUGCUCCUUGUAGAAGCAAUCAAAUGCUAACAUUGACAAUAGAAAUCAAUUGAAGAUGAAGCAUAGGUGUGGGUCAAAAUCUUUCCCAGUUAGGGUACACGAGGCGACAAUUGCAAAUGGGGGCCAACUGCCAGAGUUGCCAUGUGUUUACAAAUCUACACACUUUAAUGAUGUCACAAAGCAGUGGAUUUCUCCGGAGUGCGAAGAGAAUUAUGAUAAUAUGAUAAAGAUCCAAGAUGAACAUUGCUCCCAACCUGGUGUGGUUCCAAUUACUCCGGAGGAGCUAUCUGUGAAGGUGCUAAAGCCAAGGUCGGGAUAUGUUAAAGGACUCUGGUUGAGGCGUUCCUUCUCUGUCAGGACUACCAGUGCUUCGACUGACAGUGACUAUGUGAGGCGUCUAGAGAUGGAAAUACAAGAGCAAAAGGAGGAAAUUCAGUCAUAA
Camellia sinensis is the source of this 561-nucleotide messenger RNA. The record is from RefSeq and is a predicted model, not a curated record. NCBI's taxonomy places the organism in Eukaryota, Viridiplantae, Streptophyta, Magnoliopsida, Ericales, Theaceae.